CUGACCAACACACCAUGAGCGGCUAAACAGAAACAAGGCGCCCAUGUGUGAUGGAAAUUAAAGUCAUUAUUAUUCAUCCAUGGGUCGGGGUUGGUUAUGUCCGCAACCCGCCCUCUUUUUCCACAAUCUUGACUCGACGUGCGUUCAAUAAGAUUCCCUUCUCCUUCGCCCUUGACGCACGGCACUCAAGUGCUCCAAUAUACUACCCCGAUCUUCUUGUUCGUCCAUUCAUCGAUGAAAAGUAUUGAAACACCAUCCGAUAAGUCUGAAUUUACUGGGGGCAAGAUCGAUGAACGGGCCGGUGAUACCCGAAUCACUGCUCCUGAUGACGGUGAGUAUCCUGAAGGGGGACUCAGAGCUUGGCUUGUCGUCAUUGGGUGUGCCCUCUUAACAUGUUCGACAUUUGGAUUUGUUAAUGCCUGGGGUGUCUUUCAAGAGUAUUAUUCACAAACGCUUCUCUCCAAUCAGUCCCAUUCGAAUAUAGCAUGGAUAGGCUCAGUCCAGUAUGCACUCGUCCUGAUGCCGGGGUCGAUCAGUGGCCGACUCUUCGACAUUGGAUACUUCCGAGAAACAAUGAUACCAGCCACAUGUCUUCUCGUCCUCUCAACGUUCCUUGUAGGGGAAUGUAAGAGAUAUUGGCAGUUUAUGUUAUGCCAAGGAAUUUCUGUGGGAACGUCAUCGGGUUUCCUAUUCGGACCAACGCUUGCAGUGACGUCAAAUUACUUCCAUAGGAGGAGGCCAUUCGUAUUCGGUUUAGUAGCCGUCGGGUCAAGCGUAGGCGGGACACUCCUACCCAUCGUAACUCGUAACCUCAUCCCAAAAAUCGGCUUCCCCUGGACGAUGCGAGUUCUAGGCUUCUUUAUGCUCCUCACAACCAGCACAGCGAACCUCCUCAUCAGACGUCGUCUUCCCCCCGUCAACAUAAAAGGUGGCCUCUUCAACUUCCCCGCAUUCAAAUCGCCCCACUUUGCACUUUAUUAUCUCUCCUCCACCUUUGGCUUCUUUGGGAUGUUCACCGCCUUGACGUACCUUGACACAGCCGCAGUCGAAGUAGCCAAGAUCAACGGAGAUCUGGCUUUUUAUCUCAUUUCGAUAGCGAAUGCAUGUUCGGGUAUUGGGAGGCUUGGUUCCGGCGCUUUGUCGGGGAGGUAUGGGCCUAUCAACGUCUUGGGGUUCUUCAUGGUGUUGGCAGCUUUGAUGACAUAUGUUUGGCCUUAUGCGUUGAGUGUGGGGUCGUUGAUUACUGUAUCGGUUUUUUAUGGGGUUGCCUCGGGUGCUUUCAUCGGGGUUGUCGCUACUCCGCUGACACAUCCUAAAUUUGGUGUUCAAGGGGAUAUGGGCCGGAGAACGGGGAUGCUAUUCACUUUGAGUGGAAUUGGAGCCUUAUGUGGUCCGCCCAUAUCUGGUGCUAUUCAUGAUGCUACGGGAGGUUAUAAAGCAGUUGGAGCGUAUGCGGGUUCUAUCCUGAUGAUGUCUCUCAUUCUUAUGAUUUCUGCAAAAUGGGUCGCUACGGGGACCCCAUGGGGGAAGUUCUGAUGGAAGCUACCUAGUGGUUAUUGACGAGGCAUCGUCUACUUUUGAUAUCAUCACACCCUUCCCCUCCUUCACGCUUUUCCAAACCCCCCCCUUUAGAAAUGACAUAGAUGG
Messenger RNA from Cantharellus anzutake, 1647 nucleotides. Its product is annotated as MFS general substrate transporter. Gene Ontology annotation, biological process: transmembrane transport. The record is from RefSeq and is a predicted model, not a curated record. Gene Ontology annotation, cellular component: fungal-type vacuole membrane. Lineage: Eukaryota; Fungi; Basidiomycota; Agaricomycetes; Cantharellales; Hydnaceae. Gene Ontology annotation, molecular function: transmembrane transporter activity. The transcript is spliced from 14 exons. The coding region runs from base 235 to 1536 and encodes 433 amino acids.